Molecule: messenger RNA, 501 nt
Organism: Rangifer tarandus platyrhynchus (Svalbard reindeer)
Lineage: Eukaryota; Metazoa; Chordata; Mammalia; Artiodactyla; Cervidae
Source: the annotation of a GenBank genome assembly
AUGGGGCGGGGGGCGGGGAGGCUCAGGUCCCUGCAUACUGUGGCUGCCACCCCUCUCCUAAUCCCCACCACCCCCCAGCGGCAGGGGCAGGACCCCUCUCGGGCCUUCCCUGCUUCCAGCCUCCCCGGGAAGCUGGGGCUGGAAUUAUGUGGUGAUGAGUCACGGCCCCCUGGAGCCCUGCAGCUCCACCAGGACUGCGGGAGCAUCCGGACCCGGGCUCCCGGCUCAGAAGCCAUGACAGUCUCAGAGCAAGCUCUAGUCCAAUGGACUGCUGAACGGAGCUGCCCCUCUCGGAGGGAGGGCCUCUCCCGACCUGGAGCGAGACAAGCCAGGGACAGAGAUAAAAGCGGGCAGUCCGGGCCAGAGGGCAAGGAGGCUGCUGAGAGAGGCGCAGGCCGCAAAGUCCCCAGUGAUGCUUCCGGCUGGGGCCACGCCUCUCAUCGGGGACCACAGAGGCCUUCAACACUGGCCUAUGAGUCCCAGGAAGGCCCUGGGGAAUGA